CCGACUUCUUUCUCCAGACCCAAGAAUGGGACCUGGAUUAGUGGCAUUAACACCAUCUCCAAACACUCUGGUUUGCAUAGGAUCCACAUGGUCACUGUGACUUUCCGCCUCAUAGUCAGGCACUCCUGCAGGGCCUCUCUGUGUAGGUCUCCUGCCCUGGAAGGCCCCCGCCCCCCACCACCAGUUCAGAUUUCUCCUGAUUUGUGUUAGAAAAAGCUACUUUGGCAUUCUUAGGUGGGAAUGGACUCUCUCUGAACCCAUAUCCAGGGACCAGAGUAAAAGAUGAAAGGCUCUUAAUCAACAAGUGACCACACUCAGACUCUUUUCUCACUCUCUGCCAUGGCACAUCAGCACUGCCUACAGGGGCCUCCUGUGUUUCUCCAGGUCCUGCCUGACUGAAGGCUUCUAUCUGUGAAGAUGUCACAUUUUUCCCAAGAACAUUUCAGAAACUCUAUUAGGGAGGGAGAAGAUUGUGCCUACAUGUCACUUGAUCUCACCUAAGUUGUUUAACCUCUUAGAAUUUGCAUUUUCUCCAUUAUUGACUAUGGAAAGUGAGCCCCGUAUCACAGACCUUGCAGGGCUGUUAUGAGGCAUGAAGGAGAUGAUGGAUGUGAAAGUACUUUGUGAACUGAAAAGUACUGGCCACAUAUGAGCUAGGGAUUCUUAUUACUCACUAUGUAGGAGAUGCUGGGUCACGUCUCUCUGGAUGGUGAAGAGGGGUUGCAUUCUUGUGUUAACUACCUGCUAGAGUCUUGUCCACUUAAGGUCAUACAAAGUAAUAGUAACAGAGCCUGAGAUACAGUGUUGGUGGUGGCUCUGCUGUCCCAAGGCUGCCCUUUAGGAAGGAACCAUGAGGCAGCAGUGCUGGGGCAGAAGCUGGUGGGUAGAGAUUAUAGUUAUGCCAAAUUUUGCCUUCUUCCUCAUAGCUCCUGCCCCUGGACAUGCCUCUUUCCCAGUCUUAGCUGUCUAAAAGUCUGUGGCCUGUCUCAUCCUGGAGGCCCACAUCCCCAGGAGAGCCCGAUGCUCAGGGAGGCCUGCUUGCACCUGCUGCUAAUGGAGACCAGGAGGCCCUGGCAUGUGGGGGGGGGCAUCAUUCUGCUAGGACAGUGAGGAGGCAUUGAAGCUUGGCCUGGGAUGAACAAGAGCUGUGUGAUCAGUGUGCACAUGGCUGCUGUAUUUCAGCUUAGGGAACAUGGCUGUCCUAGACCUGGGGUCCCCUCAGCAUUCACUUCUGUGAGUGAAGCACGACCUCAGCAUGUGGGUGGCCAGCUCACUGUAAGAGUUUCUGUGCAGGGCAGGGGUUCCCUUGUCAUCCUUCUACAGGCUUUAGACAGUGCCCAGGGGCUGAGGUCCCGCAGACUUUCUCACUGCCAUAAGGUGAAAUUGUGAUGGGAUAUCCAGACCCUUUUGCUCAUUCAUUUGUCAGUUAAUAAUUACUCAGGUUCUUGCAAAGUUCAAGCUCCUAUAUUAGGUACUUUGGGGGACACAAAGGUGAUUAUAAAGAUCUUAUCUUCACGGAGUCUAUAAUUAAGCAAGGGAAAAGGGCCAUAUAAAAAAGAGAAAACACAAAGGAGAAAACAUCAAGGAAAGCUGCCUACCUUGUGGCCCUUGAUUAGACACUGGAAAAAUUAGGAGGGAUUUGGCCAUGCUGGGGCUGGGGAGUUGGGUGGGAAUGCUCUUGGUAGAAAGAGGAGGGGUGAAGACAUGGAGGUAGGAAACCAUGGAUGUAUGGGCACAUGGGGAGCUGAGGGUUUGGCAGGGGAGAAGGGCAGAAAGGUAAGGGAAAACCCUCCAUCUGCCAUUGCCUACCAGGUGCUCUGCCAGAAACAUUGUAUUCCUCUUUGGCUUUGAGCUUCAGAAUACCUCUCCGGGCAAAUACUCUUCCUGCCCAUUUACAAGGCCAGGGAAGUAUUGAGUGGUAAACAGGAUUUGAACCCAUGACAUUACUGUGACAGAGAACCUGUGAAGAGACAUAGGAAAAAAUGGUCUGUGACUUUUUCCUGGUCAUGUGGGUCUAGUAGUCUUGGGCAAGAAGAGCAUGUGGGCUUCUCGGUGAGUCAGUGAGUCUCCCUGUCUUUUGGAUUGGCCUCAGAGGCCAGGGUGGCUGAGCAUCUGCCUUCCUACCCCAAUCCUAUUGGAGGAGGAACUGGCCUCUGCAAAGUGGGAGGCAGGGGAAGCCAGGAAGACGAGAGAUACUGGAGUGAAAUUUAGGAUGUGGCCUUGACUGUGGGUUUUCACUCCCAAGGCCUCUUUGCAAAAGCCCUUCCUGCCUCCCUCCUCUGCAUCUCUGACCUCCCCUUGGGUCCAGGCAGGCUCUGUCUGCACACGGCGUUUUUCUGCACUUGCUCCUUUGUUGCUGUGAAACGGGCUCCCAGCACAGUCAGCUUCUGUGUGGGAGGACUGGUGGCUGUCUUUGCAGGCAGGCAUUUGCUUAGAGCAGGCUGCGUGUGAGCCCAGCAUCGAGUGAUUCUGGCCUUCUCGAGUCGGUGACGGCGGUGGGAUGAAGCUCUGCCAAGGGGACUGGCUGUGAAGGAUGAGUUCAGGGUGGGAUGACGGACCGCUUCUGGGACCAGUGGUAUCUCUGGUAUCUCCGCUUGCUCCGGCUGCUGGAUCGAGGGUCUUUUCGGAAUGAUGGUUUGAAAGCUUCUGAUGUCCUUCCCAUCCUAAAGGAAAAAGUGGCCUUCGUGUCUGGGGGCCGUGAUAAGCGAGGGGGACCCAUCCUGACCUUCCCUGCUCGCAGCAAUCAUGACAGAAUAAGACAGGAAGACCUGCGGAAACUCGUGACGUAUUUGGCCAGUGUGCCAAGUGAGGACGUGUGCAAACGUGGCUUCACCGUCAUCAUCGACAUGCGGGGCUCCAAGUGGGACCUCAUCAAGCCCCUGCUCAAAACGCUGCAGGAAGCCUUUCCCGCCGAGAUCCAUGUGGCCCUCAUCAUCAAACCCGACAACUUCUGGCAGAAGCAGAAGACUAACUUCGGCAGCUCCAAAUUCAUCUUUGAGACGAGCAUGGUGUCCGUGGAGGGCCUCACCAAGCUGGUGGACCCUUCCCAGUUGACAGAGGAGUUUGAUGGCUCCCUGGACUACAACCAUGAGGAGUGGAUUGAGCUGCGGCUCUCCCUGGAGGAGUUCUUCAACAGUGCCGUGCACCUGCUCUCGCGCCUUGAGGACCUGCAGGAGAUGCUGGCCCGGAAGGAGUUCCCCGUGGAUGUGGAGGGCUCUCGGCGGCUCAUCGACGAGCACACACAGCUCAAGAAAAAGGUGCUCAAGGCCCCUGUGGAGGAGCUGGACCGGGAGGGGCAGAGGCUACUGCAGUGCAUUCGCUGCAGUGAUGGCUUCUCAGGGCGCAACUGCAUCCCAGGCAGCGCUGACUUCCAGAGCCUGGUGCCCAAGAUCACCAGCCUCCUGGACAAGCUGCACUCCACCCGGCAGCACCUGCACCAGAUGUGGCAUGUGCGCAAGCUCAAGCUGGACCAGUGCUUCCAGCUGCGGCUCUUCGAGCAGGAUGCUGAGAAGAUGUUCGACUGGAUAAGCCACAAUAAGGAGUUAUUUCUGCAGAGCCACACGGAGAUCGGUGUCAGCUACCAGCAUGCCAUAGACCUCCAGACACAGCACAAUCACUUUGCCAUGAACUCCAUGAAUGCCUAUGUCAACAUCAACCGUAUAAUGUCGGUGGCUUCCCGUCUCUCCGAGGCUGGCCAUUACGCCUCUCAGCAAAUCAAGCAGAUCUCCACGCAGCUGGACCAGGAGUGGAAGAGCUUCGCUGCUGCCCUGGACGAACGCAGCACCAUCCUUGCCAUGUCCGCAGUGUUCCACCAGAAAGCCGAGCAGUUCCUGUCGGGAGUGGAUGCCUGGUGCAAGAUGUGCAGUGAAGGUGGCCUGCCGUCCGAGAUGCAGGACCUGGAGCUGGCGAUCCACCACCACCAGUCCCUGUAUGAACAAGUGACCCAGGCCUACACAGAGGUUAGCCAGGAUGGCAAGGCACUGCUGGAUGUGCUACAGCGUCCCCUGAGUCCUGGCAACUCUGAGUCCCUCACAGCCACAGCCAACUACUCCAAGGCAGUGCACCAGGUCCUGGAUGUGGUCCAUGAGGUGCUGCACCACCAGCGGCGGCUUGAGAGCAUCUGGCAGCACCGCAAGGUGCGGCUCCACCAGCGGCUGCAGCUCUGCGUCUUCCAGCAGGAUGUCCAGCAGGUGCUGGACUGGAUUGAAAACCAUGGCGAGGCCUUUCUGAGCAAACACACUGGGGUUGGGAAGUCCCUGCAUCGAGCCCGAGCCCUGCAGAAGAGGCAUGAUGACUUUGAAGAGGUGGCUCAGAAUACCUACACCAACGCGGACAAGCUCCUAGAAGCAGCAGAGCAGCUGGCUCAGACGGGGGAAUGUGACCCGGAGGAGAUCUACAAGGCAGCUCGACACCUGGAGGUGCGCAUCCAAGACUUUGUACGCCGGGUGGAGCAGCGCAAGGUUCUCCUGGACAUGUCCGUCUCCUUCCACACGCACACCAAGGAGUUGUGGACAUGGAUGGAAGACCUGCAGAAGGAGAUGCUGGAGGAUGUUUGUGCAGACUCUGUGGAUGCGGUCCAGGAACUGAUCAAGCAGUUCCAGCAGCAGCAAACCGCCACCCUGGAUGCCACACUCAAUGUCAUCAAGGAAGGCGAAGACCUUAUCCAGCAGCUCAGGUCAGCGCCUCCCUCCCUGGGGGAGCCCAGCGAGGCCAGGGACUCUGCUGUGUCCAACAACAAGACGCCCCACAGUAGCUCUAUCAGCCACAUCGAGUCGGUCCUACAGCAGUUGGACGAUGCCCAGGUGCAGAUGGAGGAGCUGUUCCACGAGCGAAAGAUCAAACUAGACAUCUUCCUGCAGCUGCGCAUCUUUGAGCAGUACACCAUUGAGGUGACUGCAGAGCUAGAUGCCUGGAAUGAGGACCUGCUCCGGCAGAUGAAUGACUUCAACACGGAGGAUCUGACCUUGGCAGAACAGCGGCUACAGCGGCACACAGAGCGGAAACUGGCCAUGAACAACAUGACCUUUGAGGUCAUCCAGCAGGGCCAGGAUCUACACCAGUACAUCAUGGAGGUCCAGGCAUCAGGAAUUGAGUUAAUCUGUGAAAAAGACAUUGAUCUGGCAGCCCAGGUGCAAGAACUACUGGAGUUUCUCCAUGAGAAGCAACAUGAAUUGGAGCUCAACGCCGAGCAGACCCAUAAGCGGCUAGAACAGUGCCUCCAACUACGGCACCUCCAGGCCGAGGUCAAACAGGUCCUGGGAUGGAUCCGCAACGGAGAGUCCAUGCUCAACGCCAGCCUGGUCAAUGCCAGCUCUUUGUCUGAAGCAGAGCAGCUGCAGCGAGAGCACGAGCAGUUCCAGCUGGCCAUUGAGUCCCUCUUUCAUGCCACUUCCUUGCAGAAGACACACCAGAGCGCCCUGCAGGUACAGCAGAAAGCUGAGGCACUGCUCCAGGCUGGCCACUACGAUGCCGACGCCAUCCGAGAAUGUGCUGAGAAGGUGGCCCUCCACUGGCAGCAGCUCAUGCUGAAGAUGGAAGACCGGCUAAAACUGGUCAAUGCCUCUGUGGCCUUUUACAAAACUUCCGAACAGGUGUGCAGUGUCCUGGAGAGUUUAGAACAAGAAUACCGGAGAGAUGAGGACUGGUGCGGUGGACGAGAUAAACUGGGGCCAGCAACAGAGAUGGACCACGUCAUCCCACUUAUCAGCAAACAUUUGGAACAAAAGGAGGCCUUUCUUAAGGCCUGCACCCUGGCACGGCGGAACGCUGAGGUGUUUCUCAAGUACAUCCACAGGAACAACGUCAGCAUGCCCAGUGUCGCCAGCCACACCCGGGGACCUGAGCAGCAAGUGAAAGCCAUCUUGAGUGAGCUCUUACAGAGGGAGAACCGUGUCCUGCACUUCUGGACUUUGAAGAAGCGGCGGUUAGACCAGUGCCAGCAAUAUGUGGUGUUUGAGCGCAGCGCCAAGCAGGCACUGGACUGGAUUCAAGAAACAGGUGAAUAUUACCUCUCAACACAUACCUCCACUGGAGAGACCACAGAGGAGACUCAGGAACUGCUGAAAGAAUAUGGGGAAUUCAGGGUACCUGCCAAGCAAACCAAGGAGAAGGUGAAGCUUCUGGUUCAGCUGGCAGAUAGCUUUGUGGAGAAAGGCCACAUCCAUGCCACGGAGAUAAGGAAGUGGGUGACCACGGUGGACAAGCACUACAGAGACUUCUCCUUGAGGAUGGGGAAAUACCGACACUCCCUAGAGAAAGCCCUAGGAGUCAACACAGAGGAUAACAAGGACCUGGAGCUGGACAUCAUCCCAGCAAGCCUUUCCGAUCGUGAGGUCAAGCUACGGGAUGCCAACCACGAAAUCAAUGAAGAGAAGCGGAAGUCAGCCCGGAAGAAAGAGUUCAUCAUGGCUGAACUACUCCAAACAGAGAAGGCUUACGUGAGGGACUUGCACGAGUGCCUGGAGACCUACCUGUGGGAAAUGACCAGUGGUGUGGAGGAGAUCCCCCCUGGGAUCCUCAAUAAAGAGCACAUCAUCUUUGGAAACAUCCAGGAGAUCUACGAUUUUCACAACAACAUCUUCCUCAAAGAGCUGGAGAAGUACGAGCAGCUGCCUGAGGAUGUGGGACACUGCUUCGUUACCUGGGCAGAUAAAUUUCAGAUGUAUGUCACCUACUGUAAAAACAAGCCUGAUUCCAACCAGCUGAUCCUGGAGCACGCAGGCACCUUCUUUGAUGAGAUACAGCAGCGGCAUGGUCUGGCCAACUCCAUCUCGUCCUACCUAAUUAAGCCUGUCCAGAGGAUCACCAAGUACCAACUACUCCUAAAGGAACUUUUAACUUGCUGUGAAGAAGGGAAAGGGGAGCUCAAAGAAGGCCUGGAGGUGAUGCUCAGUGUCCCAAAGAAAGCCAACGAUGCCAUGCAUGUCAGCAUGCUGGAAGGGUUCGACGAGAACUUGGACGUGCAGGGCGAGUUGAUUCUCCAGGAUGCCUUUCAAGUGUGGGACCCGAAGUCGCUGAUCCGGAAGGGCCGGGAGCGGCACUUGUUCCUCUUUGAGAUCUCCUUGGUUUUUAGCAAGGAGAUCAAAGACUCUUCAGGACACACGAAAUAUGUUUACAAGAACAAGCUACUGACCUCAGAGCUGGGUGUGACCGAGCACGUAGAGGGCGACCCCUGCAAAUUUGCCUUGUGGUCUGGGCGCACCCCAUCCUCAGACAAUAAAACAGUGCUAAAAGCCUCCAACAUUGAAACCAAGCAGGAGUGGAUCAAGAACAUUCGAGAGGUGAUUCAAGAGAGGAUCAUUCACCUGAAAGGAGCUUUAAAAGAGCCAAUUCAGCUCCCCAAAACACCAGCCAAACAGAGGAACAAUAGUAAGAGGGAUGGAGUGGAGGAUAUUGACAGCCAGGGGGAUGGCAGCAGCCAGCCUGACACCAUCUCCAUUGCCUCUAGGACGUCUCAGAACACAGUGGACAGUGACAAGCCAGCCUUGCAGUCUGCCCGAAUCAACCGCAUGUCUGGAAAAAUUACAGAUUGCCACAUGUCAUCGAUCGUGGAAACACUUGAAAUCACGAAUUUUAAGUCCAUUACUGCCAAAGAUCAACUACAUAAAUGGCUCUCAGGCGGGUGCGAGUUGACCGUGGUCCUCCAGGACUUCAGCGCCGGCCACAGCAGCGAGCUGAGCAUCCAGGUGGGGCAGACGGUGGAGCUGCUGGAGCGGCCCAGCGAGCGGCCCGGCUGGUGUCUGGUCCGCACCACGGAGCGGAGCCCCCCGCAGGAGGGCCUGGUCCCCAGCAGCGUCCUGUGCGUCUCCCACUCGCGCAGCAGCGUGGAGAUGGACUGCUUCUUCCCCUUGGUGAAAGAUGCAUACUCUCAUUCCUCCAGUGAAAACGGAGGCAAGUCUGAGUCCGUGGCCAACCUGCAGGCUCAGCCCUCCCUGAACUCCAUCCACAGCUCCCCCGGUCCCAAGCGCUCCACCAACACCCUGAAGAAGUGGCUGACCAGUCCCGUGCGCCGGCUCAACAGCGGGAAGGCGGAUGGCAACAUCAAGAAGCAGAAGAAAGUGCGGGAUGGUCGGAAGAGCUUCGACCUGGGGUCUCCGAAGCCUGGGGAGGAGACGACCCCACAGGGAGACAGCGCCGAUGAGAAGAGCAAGAAAGGUUGGGGAGAAGAUGAGCCAGAUGAAGAGUCCCACACCCCACUCCCUCCGCCUAUGAAGAUCUUUGACAACGACCCCACGCAGGACGAGAUGUCCUCCUCUUUGCUAGCAGCUCGGCAGGCUGCCACUGAAGUUCCUACUGCUGCAGACCUUGUCAGUGCAAUAGAAAAGUUGGUCAAAAGCAAGCUGAGUCUAGAAGGAGGCUCCUACCGGGGGGCCUUGAAAGACCCUGCAGGCUGCCUGAAUGAGGGGAUGACCCCACCCACACCUCCUAGGAACCUGGAAGAAGAACAGAAAGCCAAGGCCCUGAGAGGCAGGAUGUUUGUCCUGAAUGAGCUGGUGCAGACAGAGAAGGACUAUGUCAAGGACCUGGGAAUCGUGGUGGAGGGCUUCAUGAAGAGAAUAGAAGAAAAGGGUGUCCCCGAGGAUAUGCGAGGGAAGGAUAAAAUCGUGUUUGGGAAUAUUCACCAGAUCUAUGACUGGCAUAAGGAUUUUUUCCUGGCUGAACUGGAAAAAUGUAUCCAAGAGCAGGACAGACUGGCCCAGCUCUUUAUUAAACACGAGCGGAAGCUGCACAUCUACGUGUGGUACUGCCAGAAUAAGCCACGCUCCGAGUACAUCGUUGCAGAGUACGACGCCUACUUUGAGGAGGUGAAACAGGAGAUCAGUCAAAGGCUGACGCUCAGUGACUUCCUCAUCAAGCCCAUUCAGAGAAUAACGAAAUACCAGUUGCUGCUGAAGGACUUCCUGAGAUACAGCGAGAAGGCUGGCUUGGAGUGUUCUGAUAUCGAGAAAGCAGUGGAGUUAAUGUGCCUUGUUCCCAAACGCUGCAAUGACAUGAUGAACCUGGGACGCCUGCAAGGCUUCGAGGGCACCCUGACCGCGCAAGGGAAGCUGCUACAACAGGACACCUUCUACGUGAUCGAGCUGGACGCAGGCAUGCAGUCCCGGACCAAGGAGAGACGUGUGUUCCUCUUCGAACAGAUCGUCAUCUUCAGUGAGCUGCUCAGGAAGGGCUCCCUGACCCCAGGCUACAUGUUCAAAAGGAGCAUCAAGAUGAAUUACUUGGUCCUGGAGGAGGAUGUGGACAAUGACCCCUGCAAGUUUGCACUCAUCAACAGGGAGACUUCCGAGAGGGUCAUUCUGCAAGCCGCCAACGCAGACAUCCAGCAGGCCUGGGUGCAGGACAUCAACCAAGUCCUGGAAACACAGCGCGACUUCUUAAAUGCGCUCCAGUCGCCCAUUGAGUAUCAGCGGAAGGAGAGGAGCACAGCCGUGAUGAGGUCCCAGCCUGCGAGGGCGCCCCAAGCCAGCCCCAGGCCCUACUCCUCUGUCCCUGUGGGCUCUGAGAAGCCCCCAAAGGGCUCCAGCUAUAACCCAUCUCUGCCACCCCUGAAGAUAUCUACCUCCAAUGGCAGUCCAGGGUUCGACUACCACCAGCCUGGGGACAAGUUCGAGGGCAGCAAGCAGGCUGACGUGGGAAGCUGCAACGGGAGCUCAUCCAUGGCUGUGAUCAAAGAUUACUAUGCACUGAAGGAGAAUGAAAUUUGUGUGAGCCAAGGUGAGGUGGUCCAGGUCCUCACCGUCAACCAGCAGAACAUGUGCCUGGUGUACCAGCCCGCCAGCGACCAAUCCCCUGCGGCCGAGGGCUGGGUCCCGGGCAGCAUCCUGGCGCCCCUCACCAAAGCCUCAGCAGCCGCAGCAGAAAAUAGUGACGGGAGCAUCAAGAAGUCAUGUUCAUGGCAUACUCUACGCAUGAGAAAGCGGGCGGAAGUGGAGAACACGGGUAAAAAUGAAGCCACAGGGCCUCGUAAACCCAAGGAUAUUCUGGGCAACAAAGUCUCUGUUAAAGAGACGAACAGUUCCGAGGAGUCUGAGUGUGAUGAUCUUGACCCUAAUACUAGCAUGGAGAUCUUAAAUCCAAAUUUCAUCCAAGAAGUGGCCCCAGAAUUCCUUGUGCCCUUAGUGGACGUGACCUGCUUGCUUGGGGACACAGUGCUACUGCAGUGCAAAGUGUGCGGGCGGCCGAAGCCCACCGUCACCUGGAAGGGGCCCGACCAGAACAUCCUCGACACGGACAGCAGCACGGCCACCUACACCAUCUCCUCCUGUGAUUCUGGGGAGAUCACCCUGAAGAUCUGCAACCUCAUGCCCCAGGACAGCGGGAUUUAUACCUGCAUAGCCACCAACGACCACGGGACCGCGUCCACGUCGGCCACAGUUAAGGUGCAAGGUGUCCCCGCAGCCCCCAAUCGGCCCAUUGCCCAGGAGAGGAGCUGCACCUCGGUGAUCCUCCGCUGGCUGCCUCCGUCCAGCACGGGAAACUGCACUAUUUCCGGUUACACCGUGGAGUACAGAGAGGAAGGGUCCCAGGUCUGGCAGCAGUCGGUCGCUUCGACGCUGGACACGUACCUCGUCAUCGAAGACCUUAGUCCUGGCUGUCCUUACCAGUUCCGAGUCAGCGCCAGUAACCCCUGGGGAAUCAGCCUCCCCAGCGAGCCCUCGGAGUUCGUGCGGCUUCCAGAAUACGAUGCGGCUGCUGACGGUGCCACCAUUUCUUGGAAGGAAAAUUUUGAUGCUGCGUAUACCGAGCUGAAUGAAAUCGGCAGAGGCCGUUUCUCCAUCGUGAAGAAGUGCGUCCACAAGGCCACGCGCAGAGACGUUGCUGUGAAGUUCGUGAGCAAGAAGCUGAAGAAGAAGGAGCAGGCAGCGCACGAGGCGGCCCUGUUGCAACACCUGCAGCACCCUCAGUACAUCACUCUCCACGACACCUACGAGUCCCCCACCUCCUACAUCCUGAUCCUGGAGCUGAUGGAUGACGGCCGGCUCUUAGACUACCUUAUGAACCACGACGAGCUGAUGGAGGAAAAAGUCGCCUUCUACAUCCGGGACAUCAUGGAGGCCCUGCAGUACCUUCACAACUGCAGGGUGGCCCACCUGGACAUAAAGCCUGAAAACCUGCUCAUUGACCUGCGGAUUCCAGUGCCUCGAGUCAAGCUCAUUGACCUGGAGGACGCUGUCCAGAUCUCGGGUCACUUCCACAUCCACCAGCUGCUGGGGAACCCCGAGUUUGCUGCCCCGGAAGUGAUCCAAGGCAUCCCCGUCUCCCUGGGCACGGACAUCUGGAGCAUCGGGGUUCUGACGUACGUCAUGCUGAGCGGGGUCUCCCCCUUCUUGGACGAGAGCAAAGAGGAGACCUGCAUCAACGUGUGCAGGGUGGACUUCAGCUUCCCCCAGGAGUACUUCUGCGGCGUGAGCAGCGCAGCCCGAGACUUCAUCAAAGUGAUCUUACAGGAAGACUUUCGGAGGCGGCCCACGGCCGCCACCUGCCUGCAGCACCCGUGGCUGCAGCCCCACAACGGCAGCUACUCCAAGAUCCCCCUGGACACCUCCCGCCUGGCAUGCUUCAUAGAACGUCGCAAGCACCAGCACGACGUGCGGCCCGUCCCCGACGUCAAGAGCUACAUCAUCAGCCGGGCGAGCCAGGGCACGUAGCUGUCCGCCAGCCCCGAGGUUUCACAUACAGUGAGUGUGAGCCAAAGCGAGACUGAACGUGGCUGUAAAUACUUCUGUUCAUUCGCCCACUCCACGCGGUUCUCUGGAUUGCGAGACGUACCUCUUAGACCUCGCCAGUGGUCAUUCAGGGUCCGAGCAGUGGCAGAUGUCACCCUAAAUCCAGGGGCUUUCCACACAGUCAUUCCGGAGAAAUAAAGAGGCAGAGUAUUCGAAGGAAGGGCAUGGCUGACACGAAUAGUAGCUGUGAGGAAAUGUUAAUUGCACAUUCCAAAAUGAGUGGUUAAGCAGGCCAGCCUCAUGCUUACAGUGAACAUAAAAGGCUUCUGCCUUUGCUGGAAUUCUAAGCAAAGAGUUUAUUUCACAGAGGUGUCAUGUACGUCAAGUCUUCUGGCUUAGAUAUAGUUUCUUAAUAGGAUACAUGCGCACAUGCAGUGUAAUAUAUCCCAUUCAGGUUUCAGAGUUUUAUAAUAUAGAGUUAUAUAUGAAAUCAAUCCCAAGUAACCUUGAGUGCUCCAGUUAAGACAGUCAUUUAUUUCCCGAAGCAUUGUUUUGACGAAGCACAAUUAGAUGACGAGUUUUUUAGACCAUUUUAUAAAUCUUGUAUAGAAAUCUUUUACCAGAACCUGUGCAUCAAGAGAAAGCAAUGUUACCCUUUUGCAGCCUGUGAACGAGAGGUUUCUUUCUCUCGGUUACAGGUUGUUUGAUGAAAAUCGGUUCUGUAUAUGAAAUGCUACCCCCAAUUUCACUGGCAGCUCAGAGUUCAUCUGGCAGGAAAGCCUGCCAGGAAGUAAGUCCAAAGUAGGAGCAGGAGUUGUGGGGCUGUUUUUGUGUCUUCACCUGGUUUGAAAUAGGUAAAUGAAUACAACAGGUUCCUACAAAAGGGCAAACGGAAACCUUUCCUGUAGUUCCAGUGAACAACACACCGACGCUUUCUGAUUUCUUCUACAGCCGUAGAACGCCAUCUUCAGAAAGCUGGCUUGCUUUAUUAACAGCCCCUUAGGGAAGCCAAGGGGUGCUCACCAAAAGGAGGCAGCCAUAGAGGCCUUUACAAGGCCUGGUCUCAAGUCCUUUUUUGAAGCCAUGGAGCAAAACCUGACACAUCUCUGCACCAGGGCCUUGAGUUUCCCUGAGACUGUAAUACCUGUCACCGCUCAGCCACCGCUGUGUCUCUGGGCUGUUGUGCUGGGAGGCCAGUGCUGCUUUCGGGUGCACAUUCUCCAGACAAGAUUACUCUUAACUGCCCGUCUUCCCUCUCGUGGGGGAACAAAGAAAGAAACCUGGGAAUUUCACUCCUUUUCUGUUGGUUUGUUUUGGGGGAGGAGCUUUUGUUUGUGUGUGUGUGUGUGUUUGGACAUGAUAUACCCUUUGUUUCCUAGAAUGUGAUUUGAAAAUUGCUAUUAUGCAAAUAAUAUUUGAAAAUGUACUCCAAUGUUUGUUCACAUCAAGUUUAAUGGCAUUCCUUCUCUCCUUAAUGGGAUUGAGAAUGUGAAACCCACGCAGCACGGAAGGGCAAGCAGAGAGUCCCAGAAAGAUGAGCAGAACUACAAACCCAUCUACAUGCAGAAGUGAGGGUGGCAACCAAGCCUGAACUUUAAUAUAUCACAACACAUAUUCCCUCAGCAGAUAUAUAGAAUUAAAAAAUAUGCAUCAGUCUUUUCCAAUGGUUUCCAAGUCAAUUUUCUCACCCACUCCACCUUAUCCUGUCCAAGAUUAGAGAUUAAUAAAUUAGUAGAGAGUUCAAGCAAUAAGACUAGAUAGCACUUAGUAUUUGGGGGAUUAACCAAAUAUGUGGAAACCGACUCUGACUGUAUUUGUUUCUGGGUUUCCCAAUGGCUCUGGGUCAUGGAGUCUCAGGCACUCAACUCUCUCUUGACUAACCCUCCAGAGCCAUCAUAUAUACAAACACUAUCUGGUACAAUAUGUUAGCAUUUAAAACAUGCUUCUAAAAACCUUUUCAGUAAGCACGUCACCAUGACGGCAUACAGCCUGACAGAGGAAUGCCUGUCCACAUGGAUAGACUGUAGAUCCUCAAUGCUUCACAUCUCCAGAAAGGAUGGGGGCGAAUUCCACUCUCUCCACCGCUGGGGAUGCCUUGCACAAACAGCCUCCUGCUGAGGAAUUUUGAAUUGUUAUGGCAAGUUGAAUUUCUGGUCACCUACAGUGGUGCACAGACCUCAGCAGGGGGGCAUUAUUGAACAGUAGAAUGUCAGACAGAGCCAAAGCUUUUCUGUCAGAGUCGAGAUGAUCCAGAUGUGGGGGUGCAUGGAAUCCCCCAAGCACACAUUGAGGAAGACAGGAGACAAGGACCACAGAGAUAAAAAGGAGGAUGAUUCUGUUAAGCGGAGCCAAAGUACAAUGGUUAGAAUAGAAGGAACGUUAAAUAGAAGCCCAAAGAGAAAGGGGUAGAUUUUGUAUAGUUUGACAGUUGAAAAAACUAAGAGGAAGGCUCCCUGUGCGCAAAGCUCUCCCAACAGGGAAAAGACAGCAGUCUUGGUUCAAGAAUUCUCCAAGCAUGUUGGAAAUAACAAGGAGUCCCAGAGGAUGGGGCUGCGAAGUUACCUUAGGUUGCUCUGUGGGCAACUGUGGCAAGCAAAGGAGGAUCGGGGCCACUGCCUUAUCCUUGUUUGGACGGAGAUAUUUGUUACUUGGUAGAAGAGAAGAGGGGAGCAAAGAGAAAAUAGUCCACUUCUAUAAUAAUUACGGUAGUUCUUAGCGGGUGUGAACUUCUGGCUGAAAUGGGACAAAUGUUGGUUAAAUUCACACGUUUCUUGCUUGGCUUGCACCCAUUGCCAGUUGAGUGGUUGUUUCUGGGCAGGGGUGGGGGCAGGGGUGGAAGGCGAUUGGGUUCUUUUAUAAGAGUGGGAUACAGAAAGGAAGCAAAGAUCAGGGACCGCACCUAACUUUUUAAGUACGAUGAUUCCCUGCAUUUUUUACUUUCGUUCCAAGUUAAAUAGAUUUAUAUCCACUUACAGGUGAAUGUGGAAAAAUUUUAGGAAAAAAACCUGUCACAUUGGAGGCGUCCUUCAGUUCUCUCUUAGCCUUAGCAGUCUAAGGGGGAGUAGAGGAGGCGGAGGGAGAGCUGGCUUCAGCGCUUUGUGGUCCACAAAGCCUUUAUAAACAGUAGUGCCUUUCAGAGGGGAGGAUGGGAGAGGAAAAGGUGAUUGCAGUUAGAUGUACUGAUAGUGCCGCAUUUUUUCUUUAUUUACAAAGCUCUUUUAGACGAAAACAUCUGAAUUAUCAGGGUGGGACUAGGAAUUCUUGAAUUUCAACCUCAGCAAUUCCUGAUUCAGCCUUUCUUACAGAAAGUCUUUGUGUUUUUCGGCCCCAACUGUCCCCAUUGGUAAAAUGGGAGCUGGGGAGGGAAAGAGGGGGACAGAAAUCUCAUAGGAAUGUUAAGAAAAUACCAUAGUUGGGAUGUCUAUAGAAUAUUUUGAUUUUUUUUUAAAAAAGUGCUAUACACUGCCAGUGCUGAGAAUUUAUGAUAGUCACUUUGAACAUUCCAAGUUUUCAAUAUUCAUGUCGUUAGGUACCGUUUACAAACUCACGAGCUUACAUUCUGUAAAUUACUUUUUACUGGAAGUCCGAGGUGCUCUUUGUCUAGUUGUCACUUGGUCUUAGCCUGUAAUUUCAACAGUUUAUGAGCUUCUCUACAGACAAGGGUCGGCAGAGUGCUGGCGAGUCCGGGGUCCCUUCAGUGCCCUCUCCGGGACUUCUUGCGCAGACGCGAAGAGUAAGCUGCCCUCCAAAGCAACGCCACCUUCUCUCCUCAAGCUUCAUGCUUUGGGAAGAUGGACAGAGAACGCAGAGAGCCACUCGCCUUCCUGCGAGGGCAGACGUGAGGAUAAGGUAUCUCCCCAUCCCACAGUUCCUUUCUGCAGUCUCACAGGAGUCUUCAUAAGAGGCAAAUGCAAUGCAUAGGUGUGCAGAUGAAUCGGCCUGUUUUAGGAGGGAAAGCUUUGAUACCUUUUACACGAUUAAGCCUUUCAGGAGUAGUAUUUUUUUGUUCCCUAGCCACCACGAUUCAGUGCCCAUGAGCUAGUCAUGACUGUUUUCUUGCCUAUGGAAGAGCAUGGAAAUUUAGACUUGUGAGAAUUUGGGAUGAGGGAGUGAAUAUGACAUAAACCAAAUGGUGAUUAUUUCUGUGCAUUAAUUAGAAUUUUGUCCCAUGCGCUUAACAAAGGAGGAAAUAUUUUAUAUGUAAGGGGUCUCUGUAGUAGGCAAAAGUACAGACUUACCAUGUUCUUAUUCCCGGUGGCCAAUGGAUCAUACUGGAUGGAUUCUGAGGAACGUAGACUUUAUUAUUUUCUGGGUAACAUCUCUGUGGAGUCUCGAAUGGGCAAACACGGAAUGGGAGCUGUCGGUGGCUUUGUUUGUAAAACUGCAUCAGGAUUUUUCUUCACCAUUUAAAAUCUAGGGAUCAUCCGGAAAUGAACAGUGGCUCUGGGAAGACAGAGCUCACACAUGCACCGUCAGGAAAGGGAAGCAACCACGUCAGCACUUACUUCCUAGGCACAGUGAGGCUCUCGAGUGCUCCCUCAGUUCUAGAGGGUUGGACAGGGCUGAGGUUUGUCGACAGCAGAUGAUUUUCAUAGGAAAUAUUAUUCACCUGGAAAAACCUAUACAGAAAUAGAACACAGAACUAUCACAGGGCCAUGUUUUCUACGGAAGAUAUUUCUUCCUCACUUUCAGUAUACACAGAAGUUAGAGGAGAAGAGAAGGCAAUCACUCUGAUGUAUUUCAUCUUUAACACUUGUGGAAAGCUUGAAAUUGACACUCACAGGCUGUUGCAUCUUUCCUGUCAGAUUCUGGUAGAUUCUAAAACGUGAUCAGAUUUAGUUUACGUUCAAAUGAUCAAGGUGGCGGUGCAGUCACAUCACCAUUAUUUCAGAGUGAGUUUAGCUGAGGAGAGGGAGAGUGGUGGAAAAGUGCAAAUGCUUCUUGGAAUGCCAGCUCCUGAGGCCUGGUUUAACCAAGUGCAUUUGCUAGCCUGAGGAGAGCCAGCACACAAUUCCAUCAUUACCUGACUUCCAUCAGGGACUGGAGUACCAUGGAGACCAUGGUCGUGAGCUCGAAGACUGUGGUUAUGAAUUUGGAGUUAACAAAACAUACAGCUUCUCUUACUAACUUAAGCCAUAUCUACCAUCUCUGUCUUUGAGUUUUUUUUGACCCUGGUGCUUUUACUUCUGUUUCUGCCAAACUGCAGCCUACUCUAUGGGGAAGGGGAAUCAACUAGAAGUUAGGACAAAUACAGAGACUGUGAAAUGACAACAUAACUCUCCAGAAUGAGAUCUAUCGAAAGAACAGUAGUGAUCCGAGUGCAGACUGUUGGAAAAUGCGGAUAUAUGUACCUCUGUACAUGUAUAUAGUGUAUAAUAUGUGUGUAUGUUAUUGCUCAUAUGCAGAAAUCUAUCCAUUGGCAGGCAGCCCAGGUGGGUCAGUCUUUCUAUUGGAAAACCACUUUCAGUCACUCAAAGCCAUUAGGGCUGCCUUGGGAAAGCCAACUCUGCUCAUUUGGGAAUGAGUUUGCUGUCUUUUGCAGUCCACAAAGCCAAACCAAGAUGGUGUGAGAUAGAAUGAGGCCACCACCCAGGUGUUUCAGUUUACUUGAGCUCAGCAGUUAAUCUCUAUCUGGUUCACACUGGCACCUCUUGGUUUUGAGUGACCCCUUCUGCCCAACCAAAUCUUUUGAGAAUUUGGGGUGGGCUUCUCUGGCCAUUCAGAUAAAGGGCCUUAUCCAUAAGUGGACAGGUUUCCCCAUAGGGACCAUUACACAUAUACAUAUAAGUGCAUACUUCCAUCAGCUUGUAACAAUUGGUUUAAAAUCACUCCACAGUAUUGAAAAAUAGCUCUAUAUUUUCAAGGUGCAGAAAAAUUCCACAGCCUUAAUUAUUUCAGUGUCUUGCUGGUCUGCCUUAAGUGUAUCUUCUGGGUUUUUUGGUUUUAUUAUUUUUUAAUUUUUUCUGCAGUUGUUCGUUUUUGUAUGCACACAAUGUCGUUUUGUAAAGGUAGGUUGUAAAUAUUUUAUUUGUAAGUCAAAAUCACUCAUGUGUAAUGUUGUAAAGUGAUAACCUGCUGUCUCGUUAUUAUUACUACCGUAAAUGUUGUAAGUUAUGGAUGAAACUUCAAAAUGUACAUCUCACAUGUUAUGCAUUCCUAUAAAUAUACUAUGCUAAAGAAACUA
Oryctolagus cuniculus (rabbit) is the source of this 17850-nucleotide messenger RNA. The record is from RefSeq and is a predicted model, not a curated record. Lineage: Eukaryota; Metazoa; Chordata; Mammalia; Lagomorpha; Leporidae.